Messenger RNA from Morchella sextelata, 1290 nucleotides. RefSeq lists its product as uncharacterized. The transcript is spliced from 3 exons. Gene Ontology annotation, molecular function: magnesium ion binding; ribose phosphate diphosphokinase activity. The record is from RefSeq and is a predicted model, not a curated record. Gene Ontology annotation, biological process: purine nucleotide biosynthetic process; 5-phosphoribose 1-diphosphate biosynthetic process. The coding region runs from base 1 to 1290 and encodes 429 amino acids. Gene Ontology annotation, cellular component: ribose phosphate diphosphokinase complex; cytoplasm. Lineage: Eukaryota; Fungi; Ascomycota; Pezizomycetes; Pezizales; Morchellaceae.
AUGGUCCGCAACAUCGUCGUCCUCGGCGGCUCCUCCCACCCCGAACUCGUCGCAACAAUCUGCCACCAGCUCGGCAUCCCCAACGGCCGCAUCACGCUCUCCAAAUUCGCCGUCGGCGAAACCCGCGUCGAGAUCCAGGACUCUGUCCGCGGCAAAGACGUCUUCGUGAUCCAGUCCGGCUGCGGCCGCGUCAACGACGGCGUCAUCGAGCUCCUCAUCACAAUCUCCGCCUGCAAGACCGCCUCCGCCAAGCGCGUCACCGCCGUCCUCCCCCACUUCCCCUACAGCCGCCAGUCCGACAUCCCCUACAACAAGGUCGGCGCCCCGCUCACAAAGGCCCCCGCAAACUACGGCGGCGGCGCCCGCGGCGGCGAAUACACCUUCGAGUCCCGCCCCGGCACCCCCGGCCCCGUCGACUUCCCCAUCCCCGGCGUCUCGCACGGCGACCUCGAGAAGGGCCUCUCGCGGCUAGCGCUCGAGCGCGGGAUGGAGGCGCCCAGCGGGCCCGGCACGCCCAAGAGCUCGAUGACGCCGCUGCUGCGCCGCAGCAACACGGCCGAGUCGGUCAAUGGGCUGCGGGGCAGCGGGGCGUCGAGCGAGUGGUCGCCGCCCAAGAACACGGGGUACAAGCAGUGGGUUGCGCAGGCGGGCACGCUGGUGGCGGACCUGCUCACGUGCGCGGGCGCGGACCACAUCAUCACCAUGGACCUGCACGACCCGCAGUACCAGGGCUUCUUCGACAUCCCCGUCGACAACCUGUAUGGGCGCCCGCUGCUGCAGCGCUAUAUCAAGUACAACAUCCCCGACUACCAGAACGCCGUGAUUGUGUCGCCGGAUGCGGGUGGCGCGAAGCGCGCGACGGCGAUUGCGGAUGCGCUGGGGAUGGAGUUUGCGCUGAUCCAUAAGGAGCGCCGCCCCACACGCAUCACGGACCGCCAGAACGCGACCAUGAUGCUCGUCGGCGACAUCGCGGGCAAGGUUGCGAUCCUGGUCGACGACAUGGCCGACACGUCCAACACGAUCACGCGGGCCGCGAAGCUGCUGAAGGGCAAGGGCGGGGCGACCAAGGUGUAUGCGCUCGUGACGCACGGCGUCUUCUCCGGGGAUGCCAUUGAGCGCAUCAAUGCGAGUGCCCUGGACCGGGUCGUGACGACAAACACGGUGCCGCAGGAUGAGAACCGGAGGAGGUGCCAUAAGUUGGAGGUUUUGGACGUGGGCGAGGUCUUUGCGGAGGCUGUGAGACGGGUCCACCAUGGAGAGAGUAUCAGUGUGCUGUUCAGGAACGAGUAG